This is a messenger RNA of Eptesicus fuscus (big brown bat), 3014 nucleotides long. It is a transcript of the gene RAPGEF5, whose product is annotated as Rap guanine nucleotide exchange factor 5. Gene Ontology annotation, cellular component: plasma membrane. Lineage: Eukaryota; Metazoa; Chordata; Mammalia; Chiroptera; Vespertilionidae. The record is from RefSeq and is a predicted model, not a curated record. Bases 85 to 2730 code for a protein of 881 amino acids. The transcript is spliced from 26 exons. Gene Ontology annotation, biological process: Ras protein signal transduction; positive regulation of GTPase activity. Gene Ontology annotation, molecular function: guanyl-nucleotide exchange factor activity.
GUCGCGCCCUCUCGCUGCCUGGAGAAGGCGCGCGGAGGCAGCGCGGGCGACGGGAGCUGCCGGCGCCGCGGCCGCCGCCAGGGCAUGAGGAUGGCCGUGGGCUCCGUCAAGAUGCAGCCGCCGUGCGAGAGCCCGGCCCUGGCCCGGGCGGUGGCGGUGGCGGCGGCGGACAGCGCCCUGCGCCGCAGCCCCAGCGCCCGCGAGCCCGAGCGCGAGCAGCCGCCCGCACCGCCGCGGCCGCGGCUGCGGGACCUGCCGGCGCUGCUGCGGAGCGGGCUCACGCUGCGGAGGAAGCGGAGCGUCGCCGGCGGCCGGGCUCUCCAGAGAAGAAUUUCCAAUCCAUACCUUGAGCACACUUCUUCCCAGAUUUAUGGGGAGAAUUCUUCUUGUGCAGGAAGAGCACUGAGGAAUAUCAUUAUCGUCCAGGCAGCUGAUCUGAUCAAGGACAGAGUGAACCUCAAGGGAUUUUACAGGCGAAGCUGUGUUGGAUCAGAACUGGUCGACUGGCUUCUGGAACACUGUCCUUUCGUCCAGUGCAGAUCCACGGCCAUAGGGGUCUGGCAGCUCCUACUGGACAUGGGGAUUCUGUCAUCAGUGGACCAGCAUUUAUACUUUCAGGACACCUACGUUUUCUAUCAGUUUUCAUCUGAUGAAUGUAGCUACCUAUACUGUGAAUUCGAACGAGAAGAAGAGUGGCAAAAUGGUGUCAAGAUGUUACUGCAGCUUGUGCCUGUCAUUCGCACCAGAGCUGGCAUCUGUGAACUGUCUCAUCGGAAAAUCGAAGACUCGGAAGAAAGCAGUGAUGAAAUUCUUGCGCGUCUAACGUCUGCGGUGCAGAGAGAGCUAGCAGCUGUCAUUGCUUUGAAAGCAAAGAAGUCUGCAAUUGAACAAGACGAGGAGAGCAGGGACAAGCACGUACCUGCGGCAGAAGCUGACGGUGUUCCAGAUCCUCAGGCAGGGGUGAUGUGCAAGCUUCAGGAGAGAGAGGACAUCGGGCGCAUCGAGCUGGUCCAGAAGCUGGCGAGGGAGAACUGUCAGUUUUUGCAGACGGACAAAAAAGAACAGGACAAAUCUGAACACGAUGGUGAGGUGACAACCGUCAGGGAGCAGGAGCAGAGCGUCCUGGUGCUGAGGAAAGUGCAGCGCAGCGGCCCGGCCCCCCCAGGCGGGGGCGCCGACAGCGAUUGGAGAUACGUGGUCGUGUCCGGGACCCCCGAGAAGAUCUUGGAGCACCUUCUGAAUGACUUGCACCUGGAAGAUGUCCAGGACAAAGAAACAGAGACCCUCCUCGAUGACUUCCUCCUCACGUACACCGUCUUCAUGACCACGGACGACCUGUGCCAGGCGCUGCUGAGACACUAUUCUGCCAAGAAGUAUCAAGGCAAAGAAGAAAACUCAGAUGUUCCUUGUCGGAAACGUAAAGUCUUGCAUCUUGUCUCCCAGUGGAUUUCUCUGUACAAAGACUGGCUACACGAAGAUGAACACUCCAAAAUGUUCUUAAAGACCAUAUACAGGAACGUACUGGAUGAUGUAUAUGAAUAUCCAAUACUUGAAAAAGAAUUGAAAGAAUUUCAAAAGAUACUUGGAAUGCACCGUCGUCACACCGUGGAUGAGUAUUCACCACAGAGGAAGAAUAAGGCCCUUUUCCACCAAUUCAGUCUUAAGGAGAACUGGCUCCAGCACCGAGGCACUGUGACUGAAACAGAGGAAAUUUUUUGCCACGUGUACAUCACAGAGCACUCAUAUGUCAGCGUGAAGGCGAAAGUUUCCAGUACAGCCCAGGAGGUCCUAAGAGUCGUGGCAGAGAAGAUCCAGCACGCGGAAGAGGACCUGGCCCUGGUGGCCGUCUCCUUCUCCGGGGGAAAGCGUGAAUUUCAUCCCAAUGACCUGGCCAUCUCCAAAUCCCUGGAAGCAUCUGGUCGGAUAUAUGUCUACCGGAAAGACCUGGCUGACACUUUGAACCCCUUUGCAGAAAACGAGGAGUCCCAGCAAAGGCCGUUGAGGAUCUUGGGAAUGAACACUUGGGAUCUUGCUCUGGAAUUAAUGAAUUUUGAUUGGAGUCUCUUCAAUUCCAUUCACGAGCAAGAGCUGAUCUAUUUCACAUUCAGCAGACAAGGAAGUGGGGAGCACACCGCGAACCUCAGCCUUCUGCUCCAGCGCUGCAAUGAGGUCCAGCUGUGGGUGGCCACGGAGAUUCUGCUCUGCAGCCAGCUGGGCAAGCGGGUGCAGCUGGUGAAGAAGUUCAUCAAAAUCGCCGCCCACUGCAAAGCCCAGAGGAACCUGAAUUCUUUCUUUGCUAUCGUGAUGGGCCUCAACACCGCUUCUGUCAGCCGGCUGUCGCAGACCUGGGAGAAAAUCCCUGGGAAGUUUAAGAAACUUUUCUCUGAGCUUGAAAGUUUAACGGAUCCCUCCCUGAACCACAAGGCCUACAGAGAUGCGUUCAAAAAGAUGAAGCCGCCCAAAAUCCCGUUCAUGCCCUUACUGCUCAAAGAUGUGACAUUUAUUCAUGAGGGAAAUAAAACAUUUUUGGAUAAUCUCGUCAAUUUUGAGAAGCUGCAUAUGAUUGCAGACACCGUCCGAACCCUGAGACACUGCAGGGCCAACCAGUGUGGAGGGGACGUGUCUCCGAAAGAGCACCACGAGCUAAAGUCCUACGUCACCCACCUGUUCGUCAUCGACAGCCAGCAGGCCCUGUUCGAGCUCUCCCACCGGAUCGAGCCCCGGGCGUGAGCCCAGCCGCCCCCUGAGCACCUGCAGCUCUCCCGCCACGGACGUCGGUGCCCAGCACGUCCCUUCCCUGGGAGAAAAAAAGCUGCUGAGUUUUAUCAGUAACUCACAAGACACGCUCCAGCCACCCGCGGCGGGGAAGGGCCUCGCCGCGCCUCGCCGUGCCUCGCCGCUCUCGCUCUCGGACGAGAAGGCAGAAGACUCAGAGCAUCUUGGCACGGGGAAGUCCGGUUCCUUACACGGACAUUGUUGAUCCCCUCCAGUUUUCAACCUGAGAUGUGCCAGCA